UCAAAUCAAAUCAAACAAAUGAACAAACAGACAGACAGAAGACAGAAGGCAGAAUUCGAUUAUCACACAAUAUAGUAGCAUUGCUCCUUUACUUGUUGACUCUUUGGCAAAACCUUAAAGAUGGCUAUGGACAACCAUAAUCCUCUACUUUCAAUACAGAAGUCUUCUGAUUCUGGCCUCCAGAUAGCUCUACAUCCUCUUGUUCUUCUCACAAUCUCAGAUUAUAUCACAAGACAUACUCUGCGGCAACAAACUGGGCCUGUUGUAGGAGCAUUGCUGGGUCAACAAAAUGGUCGUGAAAUUACUAUUGAGCAUGCAUUCGAGUGCCUACUUGAAGCGACAGCGGAAAAUGAAGUAAAGUUAUCACCAAGCUGGUUUGAGGCAAGAUUACUGCAGAGUAUGUACAUCCUGUUUCUGGGGGCGAUAUUCGAAUACUGACCUUUCACAGUGAAGGAUGUUCACAAAGUCCCUCCUCUUGACCUUGUUGGCUGGUACACCAUAAUUCCUAGCUCUGGACCACAACCUAUCCACCUACCCAUUCAUCGACAAAUCCUCUCUACAUACAAUGAGUCUGCUAUUCUACUUGGGUUUCAUCCUGAGGAAGUGCUUGGUGGCGCGGCUGGUGGGAAGUUACCUCUCACAAUAUACGAAAGCAAUUAUGAGGCAGAGGAAAGCAGUGGGGAAACUGGCGAGGAUAAGGAAAUGAAGGACGAAGAAUCACAACUCAAGCUCAGAUUUAAGGAACUUCCAUUUACUGUCGAGACUGGCGAAGCAGAGAUGAUCAGUGUUGACUUCGUGGCCCGUGGUGGAGGAAAUGCUACAGCUGUAGAUGGUACCAGCAAGAAAGUUGCGCCCGCAGAAGGUAAGGGCAAAGGCAAGGCAACGUCCGAAGACACGAUUCGCUCAGAAAUCCCGAAACGCGACGAGGGCAGUUUAUCACGCGAAGACGAAGAACAGCUCGCUUCCCUAACUGCGAAGGCGAACGCUAUCAAGAUGCUACAAUCUCGAAUCAAUCUGGUUGCCGCUUAUCUCCAAAAUCUCCCACCCUCCUACGUAUCUGACGGAGUUGCUUCAGAAUCCGAUAUCGAAUCUGGAAAGUACGCACCGGUCAACCACUCGAUUCUCCGCUCUAUUCAAGCCCUCCUCGGUCGUCUCAGUGUACUCAUACCCGCCAACAGUCAAGGUUUUGAACACGAACUCAUCUCUGAAAAGAACGAUGUCAGCCUUAUCUCCCUCCUCAGCGAGCUCACAAAAUCAGCGCAUGAUAUCAGAGAGACAGGAAAGAAGUUCGCCAUUGUGGAGAAUGGAAAGAUGAACAGGAUGAUGAAGCAGGACCGUGGCAUGAGUUGGGGCGAUCAGAGCCAUCCAAUGCGAGAUGUAAUGAAUGUUGGAGAUCUUCUUAUGUGAUAGUGUUGUCUUGUUAUCUUUGAGCGAUUUUUACGGCGCAUUUUUGGUUUGGGCGUAUGGAGAGGAGGCAUGCAGGCGUGCAAGUGGUGCGCGAUUUACAUCGUGAAGAAAAAGGCAACUGGCGUACUUUGCAUGUGGCAUUUUUGAUAUCAUGAGAAUGGGGUCACGAAUGAACGAAAAAUAGAUAAGCAACGAUUAUCUGGCAUGACAUAAAUUUGAGAUUUCCGCUUUCGUAUUUUAUCUUGCUAGACAGCAUUGAAAAUUAUUUCUACAAUGGAUUGUUGCACAAU
This is a messenger RNA of Sclerotinia trifoliorum, 1697 nucleotides long. The record is from the annotation of a GenBank genome assembly. NCBI's taxonomy places the organism in Eukaryota, Fungi, Ascomycota, Leotiomycetes, Helotiales, Sclerotiniaceae.